AUGGAGGUGAGCACCGCAUCCCCUCCUUUCACCUCACCAACAGAUGGACCUGGUCAGUGUGAGAUCAAUGUCUCCAGCAUGGCCAUGCACUUUGUGAUGCUGCUCGUUGGGCUCUGUGGGCUGGCUGGGAACGGGGCUCUCCUCUGGCUACUGCACAUUAAUACCAUCACCGAUUUCGUCUUCAACCAGGCCAUCACCGACUUCCUCUUCCUCAUCUUCAUGGUCCCCUCCACCCUGGUAUUCCUUGUGGAGGAGGUUUCCUUCUCUGCUAUAAUGUCCCCAAUGUAUUUGAGCUUGCUUUUCCAGCUGUCGCUGUUCGCCUACAAUAUGGGGCUGUACAGGCUGACGUUCAUCAGCAUCGAGAGGUGCAGGUCCAUCCUCUGCCUGGUAUUCUGUGGUUGCCAACUUCCUGAGCACCUGCUGAGGGUUGUGAUGAGUCUCCUGUUCUGGGCCUUCCUCUUUGUUGUGAUUGCUGUCAAUCCCACGGUGACUUCCUUGUGCCAGUCACACGAGCAGGAGCAAUGCCAGGUGGCUGUCACCUCCAUGUACGCCGUCAACCUUUUUCUAUUUGCUGUACCCAUGGUCAUUUCCAGCACAAUCCUCUUAAUUCAUCUCAAGCCUAGCUCCCAGCAGCAGCCACACAAGAGGCUUGACAUUGUUGUCUUCCUCGUUGCACUCGUCAGUCUGCCCCUCAGUCUCUGGUCUCUCCUGGAGCUCAGUUACACAGGUGUACCCUCCCAGGUGGUUUUCCUGCUCACCAGCAUCAAUAGCAGCAUCAAACCCUUUAUCUGCUUCUUGGUGGGGAACUGGAAGAGAGACUGCUCCAUGGGGAGCUGCUGGAGACACUGCUCCAUGGGGAGCUGCAGGAAGUACUUCUCCAUCCAGUCCCUAAGGGAGGCGAUCCACAGGGUGUUUGAGGAGCCAGAAGAAAACACUGACUGUGGAGAUGAUCCUGUGGUAAACACCAGGGUCUGA
Molecule: messenger RNA, 975 nt
Organism: Melozone crissalis (California towhee)
Lineage: Eukaryota; Metazoa; Chordata; Aves; Passeriformes; Passerellidae
Product: proto-oncogene Mas-like
Exons: 1
Coding region: 1-975 (324 amino acids)
Biological process (GO): G protein-coupled receptor signaling pathway
Cellular component (GO): membrane
Molecular function (GO): G protein-coupled receptor activity
Source: RefSeq, a predicted model, not a curated record